Molecule: messenger RNA, 2476 nt
Organism: Neurospora tetraspora
Lineage: Eukaryota; Fungi; Ascomycota; Sordariomycetes; Sordariales; Sordariaceae
Product: CTLH/CRA C-terminal to lish motif domain-containing protein
Exons: 6
Coding region: 197-2374 (725 amino acids)
Biological process (GO): proteasome-mediated ubiquitin-dependent protein catabolic process
Cellular component (GO): nucleus; cytoplasm
Molecular function (GO): protein binding
Source: RefSeq, a predicted model, not a curated record
UUUCUUGGACAGCAUCCGAUCGGCGACAUACCACGUUCCUGCCCGAUCCUCCUCGGAUAUCAACCAUUUCCGGGAGGCCAGGUUCCUCGGGCAACAGCAAGCCAAACCAGUCGCCUGGAGCAAUCGACGGCGUUAACUCCGACCAUCAUACACCACUCCUCCCUUCCCACUCAGUCGCUCAAACACCUCUCACACCAUGACCAACCCAAACCCAUUUCCACGCCGGAUGUCUUCCUUUGCCUCGGCCAACAAUGGCUCUCGUCCCGUUCGAUCCGCCGGUUUCUCCCACUUGCUGAACCCAUCCCCCGACAGUGGCGGCCAUGGGAAUGGCGCCGGUUCGCACGCCGGCGCGCCCUUCUCCUCACUCGAUGCUGGCGCCCCACACUCGGGGAAUACUCCUCAUGGGCUGGACGAGGGGGGCGGCUCGCACCGGACGUCUGGUGGUAGCUUGCCGUCAUUCUCUCGCGCCUUCGACAUGUUCACGAGCAAGGAGCCGUUACUGGCGGGGCCGAAUGUGACAUAUAGCGGAGUCGGACCCUCGGCCAGUGUCAGCAAGACGGGGUUCCUUUCGCCUUCGUACCUGCGAGGAUCCGGUUAUAUAGAAAAGCUCGCGGAACAACACAAGGCCAAGCUCUUGGCUGACAGAGAAAUUACCAUGUCCAAGGGGCCAUCUGGAACGGUAUUUACCGGGAAUACGGGGAACACGGAAAAUAGGUCUGCGACGCUUCACACCAAGCUCCCAUCCGGCACACACAGAGGUGUGGCGUUGAAUUUGAUAGAGCGCCCCCCCGCAUCAGCUGAAUUCGAAGAUGUCGUCAGCCCGCUCCCCACUCGAUGGAACAGUGACGACAAGGACCAUACUGUGGAGGUGUUUGGCGAUGGUUACGAAGUAAAAUACACAGGCUCAAAGGGGUCAGAACACGAAGCCGGCGCGAUACGAGCGGAUAACCCUAUGCCCACGCAGUGUGGUGUAUACUACUUUGAGAUCAUGGUACUCAACAAGAAGCGAGAAGAAAAUAUCAUCGCUAUCGGGUUCGAAACUCGAAAGGCAUCCUUGUCGAGGUUCCCGGGCUGGGAGGGGGAGUCUUGGGCCUAUCAUGGCAACGACGGAAAAAUCUUCGCCUCGGGGAGCAAUUCGGGCAGAUCAUACGGCCCAAUGUACGGCGCCGGCGACACAGUGGGCUGCCUAGUGAACUUUCGGACAAAUCAGGUCUUGUUCACGAAAAAUGGCGACGAACUAGGGAUCGCGUUUAAGGACCCAAUCUUUAAAGAUACUACCAAGAAUUUCUAUCCUGCCGUGGGGCUGAAAAGGCCUGGGGAUCACAUCUGGGUUAAUUUUGGUCAAGUUCCCUUCCAGUUCGACAUCGACGGUUACAUGAAGAAACAACAAAAGAUGGUCGCAGACAAGAUAAGAAGCACGGAUACUGCUAACCUCGCGCCUCCUCUAAACGAUACUGAGCUCAUUCAGCAACUUGUUUUGCAAUUCCUUCAACACGAUGGUUAUGUGGGAACUGCCCGCGCGUUUGCCGAAGAGAUACACAUGGAAAAGCAGGCUCUCAACAUGGACGCCGACGUUCCGGUUGAGGGCGUCAAUAUCAAGGAUGAUGAAGAUGCAAAUAACAGGCAACAAAUUCGCCGUGCCAUCCUCGAAGGCGACAUCGACCAGGCUCUCAGCUACACCAAUCAAUUCUACCCCAAGGUGUUGGAAGAGAAUGGACAGGUCUACUUCCGGCUACGCUGUCGCAAGUUCAUCGAGAUGAUCCGAAGGGAGGCGGAAAUGAACCGUUCACUACAAGAGGCCGGAGUGAAGGCUAAGAGCACCUCUCAGGCUCGACCCCAUCCUGGGAAUGACACGCAACGGACAUACAAUCAGCAUCCAGGCGGCGGGGAGGACGAAAUGAUGACGGAGGGCGAAGAAGAGAUGAUGGACACCGGAGAGGAUGGUACCGAGGAGUACUCGCAGAGGACAGGCAACCCCGAGGACGAAACCAUGGCGAUGAGCGCUGCCGGCGUGAGCGAGCUAUGUCAGGAUGCGCUGGAAUACGGCCAAGAGCUGCUGGACGAGUUCAAGAAUGACCCAAGCCACGAAGUCACCAAGCAUCUCAGGGAAAUAUUUGCGCUGAUGGCGUACCCGAAUCCUCUUGAAGUGAAGGAGGUCGCGCAUCUCCUGGAUCGAAAGGGGCGCGUUGCUGUGGCCGAGGAGUUGAACUCCGCCAUAUUGACAUCUCUCGGCAAGUCUUCUCGCGCAGCGUUAGAGAACCUCUACGCCCAAACAACGGUCCUCCUCGAAGAUCUUAGGAAGGACGGAGGUGACGGUGCGUUUGUCACCAUUCAGAGCGUCUUUGACGAAAUACCCAAGGCACAGAUAAUAUAGGAUUGGGAAAGUGUCUUAAAGGCAGUUCGUUAGUACACGGAUCAGAAACAGAAACAGAAGCAGGAGCAGGGCGAAGAUCAAGGCGAAGAUCAGGGCGAAGAU